This is a messenger RNA of Carassius auratus (goldfish), 2137 nucleotides long. RefSeq names its product serine palmitoyltransferase 1-like. Gene Ontology annotation, molecular function: pyridoxal phosphate binding; serine C-palmitoyltransferase activity. Gene Ontology annotation, biological process: ceramide biosynthetic process; sphingosine biosynthetic process. NCBI's taxonomy places the organism in Eukaryota, Metazoa, Chordata, Actinopteri, Cypriniformes, Cyprinidae. Gene Ontology annotation, cellular component: endoplasmic reticulum. The record is from RefSeq and is a predicted model, not a curated record. The transcript has 15 exons. The coding region runs from base 90 to 1511 and encodes 473 amino acids.
AUUUAUAUUCAUAUAAACACAGACAAAAACGGCUUUUGGCUGCUCUUCCGCGUCAUAUACGAAACACACGCACAGUCACGUGACUCAAAAUGGCGGCGGGGCAACAGUGGGUGUUGGUAGAGAUGGUGCAAGCCUUUUACGAGGCUCCAGCAUAUCAUUUGAUUUUAGAAGGGAUACUCAUUUUAUGGAUCAUCAGACUGCUGUUUUCCAAAACAUAUAAACUUCAGGAGAGAUCAGACCUCACAGAAAAGGAGAAGGAGGAGCUGAUUGAGGAGUGGCAGCCCGAGCCGCUGGUUCCCCCCGUGUCUAAAGACCACCCUUCCCGAAACUAUGAUGUGGUCACGGGCCCUCCAAGCCACAAGAUCAUUGUCAAUGGGAAAGAGUGCAUUAACUUUGCCUCAUUUAACUUCCUGGGUCUGCUGGACAGCGAGCGUGUGAAGCUGAAGGCGCUGUCGUCUCUGAAGAAGUACGGCGUGGGGACGUGUGGACCGAGAGGCUUCUAUGGGACCUUCGAUGUGCAUCUGGAGCUAGAGGAGCGCCUGGCCAGGUUCAUGGGGACAGAGGAGGCCAUCAUCUACUCGUACGGCUUCGCCACCAUCGCCAGCGCCAUCCCAGCCUACUCCAAGAGAGGAGACAUCAUCUUCGUCGACGAGGCGGCGUGUUUCUCCAUUCAGAAAGGCCUGCAGGCCUCACGCAGCUUCGUCAAACACUUCAAACACAACGAUAUGGAGGAUCUGGAGCGCCUCCUGAAGGAGCAGGAGAUCGAGGAUCAGAAGAAUCCACGCAAGGCCAGAGUAAUCAGACGCUUCAUCGUAGUUGAGGGACUCUACAUCAACACCGCAGAUGUUUGUCCACUACCUGACCUCGUGAGGCUGAAGUACAGAUAUAAAGUCCGGAUCUUCCUGGAGGAGAGCAUGUCUUUCGGAGUGCUUGGGGAGCACGGGAGAGGAGUCACGGAGCAUUUCGGGGUCAACAUCGAUGAUAUUGACCUCAUCAGUGCCAACAUGGAGAAUGCGCUGGCGUCCAUCGGAGGCUUCUGCUGUGGACGAUCGUUCGUUAUUGAUCACCAGCGUCUGUCGGGUCAGGGUUACUGUUUCUCCGCGUCUCUUCCACCCAUGCUGGCCUCUGCUGCUAUCGAAGCCCUCAACAUCAUGGAGGAAGACCCAGGCAUUUUCAGGCUUCUGCAGGACAAGUGCAAACACGUCCACAAAGCUCUUCAAGGGACCCCGGGGCUGAAGCUGGUCGGAGAGCCUUUAGCUCCUGCUCUUCACCUGCAGCUGGAGAACAGCUCGGGAUCCAGAACAGAAGACCUGAAGCUGCUCCGAGCGAUCGUCGACUACAGUUUGGACAGACAGAUCGCGCUCACUUUGGCUCGAUACCUGGACAAAGAAGAGCGGUUUCUUCCUCCGCCCAGCAUCAGAGUGGUGGUGACCGUUGAGCAGACGCAGGAGGAGAUCCAGACCGCAGCGCAGUGCAUUCGAGAAGCAGCGCUGAACAUCCUCAAACGAUGAGAGUGACCUCUGACCCCGACGGCACACAACUCCACUGGAUGAAUACACUGAUUGAACCUGUUUGGAUUAUAUUUCAUGUUCUCCAUACCUGCUGUACAGACAGUGUUGAGUAUUUAAGUCUUUAUUUCACAUUGAAAUAAAUGCAGAGCUGGUUCUUCAAGCUGUUUGCGGUCGUGUGCACCAUCAAACCUAUUUAUGUUGUGUUCAAUGCCUUGAAUAAUGAUGGGAGAUCUUGACUAAUCAACAAUAAACAUGCCAUAAAAAAAGAAUAAUUAUUUAAUGUCAAGUCAGUUUUUAUAUACACUAAUUACAUUCCUUUGUAACCUUUGACCAAAGAGUUGCUUCUUUACUACAUGAGAAUCCUUUAACAAUGUUUAUGCACUGCAUAUUGAGUUUUAUUAUUUUUAUUAUUAGUAUUAUUAUUGUUUUUAUAUCCAUGCAUUCUGAAUAAUGCAGUGAUUCUUGUUUGGACUCUGUGCAUUGUGAGUGUACUGGGUCAACAGCAUACGCUCGCACACAGAGAUGAAAUAUGAUCGGUGUAGGGUCUGUGAUUGGCAUUAUAUCAAAAUGAAACAUUGUUUUCAAACAGAUUUCAAGAAUAAAACACAUCAGCCUUUAAAUAUGAA